Messenger RNA from Stylonychia lemnae, 1269 nucleotides. The record is from the annotation of a GenBank genome assembly. Lineage: Eukaryota; Ciliophora; Spirotrichea; Sporadotrichida; Oxytrichidae.
AUGGCGACAUAUGCAAGCCCACUAAUAUUCCAGGACUAGCACGUAGGUUGGUCACAACGAGUAAACAAAGAACUAGCAGCUUCCAAUAAGUUCAAGAGCUUGCUUUAAUCAGGUGAUUUGACUGGCGAUAAAUCCAAGACUUUCUCUUAGACCUAAUAGAUAUUUGGGAGUUCUGGAUCAGCCAAAUAAAACCUGAGGCAGUCAGUGGACUCUCUGAACAAAAAAGGAGGAGCAGUCGGAGGAGCAGAUAUGAUUAUCAAUGACACUAAGAGCAGACAGGGUGGAAGCAAGAAUGUAUUCUAGUCAACUCAGGGAUUCAGCCCAGUCAGAUAGUAUGAGCGUCUAAACUAAGACUUAAACAAGGUGAAGUAGAAACCAUUUUAUAUGUUGGAUUCAACCUAUGUGGUAGCUAGUGACCCUAACAGCAUGAGAGACGUCGGUUAAAGAAUAGGAGCAGUCGAGUAUCGCAUUAACCCUGAGGAGAAACUUUACAUGACUUAGACCCUAGGUAAGUUCUCAACAGGCUCAUAGAGCAAGGAAGAUCCAAACACACUCACUAAAAUGCUGCGAUCAGUUGAAGUUAAAGAUGCCAUCUUGGACGGCUACAACAAAAUUAAUCUUUAGAGGCAAUAUUUAAGGCCAAUGCAGUAUAACUUCAAGACUCUAGAGUCUGAAAAUCUGAAACCCCAAGGCUAGCCCAGAAAGAAUCCAAUUGUCAUCAUCGAUGAAAGAGGAACCCCGAUUAUUUAACUUCCAAGUGGAAUGAAAAAAGAGGAUGAGGGUAGGAUUUACAAAUACACUAAAAAUAUAUCUUAAGAUAUAUUCAACCCCGGAUCUACUUUCUCCUCAAGAUUCCUUUAAAGUUAGAGUGAUCAAGCAACAUAGUAAAAUGUUAGACAAUAAUAAUCAGUGAGAUUAAACUCAAAAUACGCAUAGCAGCGAAAUGCCAACCAGCAAGCACUAGCAUAAAGCGUUGAUAUGCGUCGCCCUCUUCAAAGUACAGGAAGCUAGAAAGACUUGGUACGACUAGGUGCUACCGGCAGUGUUAACUUUAAUGGAAGAGGCAUUGGUGACUUCAGCCAUACCAUGCCUAGAAAGAGUGUUCAGGUUGAUAGAGCUUCCUCACUCUCUGUAGCUGAAAAGGACAGAUUGGAGUAACUGCAGAGUAUGAUUAAGGAAGAAAAGGUAGCCAAGCUUAAAUUGCAAAGAAAGAUCAAUCAGAUGACUCACACUAUGGAAUUGCUUGAGAAGAGAUCACAGAAGAAGUGA